This is a messenger RNA of Ostertagia ostertagi, 555 nucleotides long. Lineage: Eukaryota; Metazoa; Nematoda; Chromadorea; Rhabditida; Trichostrongylidae. The record is from the annotation of a GenBank genome assembly.
AUGACCGCGCAAUUGAUAAGUGGACUCGAGGUGUCGAAAGGUCUUCUUGCUGAUGUAGCGGAAAAAAUCAAACGACAAAGACAGCAGAAUCCGUCGUUCAACGCGGUUCUGGCUAUCGUUCAGGAUGUCGACGGGCUGACGAGAGAGAACGCCGGUCGUCUUAUGCGGGGAGAACUUCGCCGUACAAUUUUCCCAUGCACUCCUUACGGAUGCUUGUAUCUUGUCCAAAAAGCAACAGGUGACGAGAACUACGUCAGUGGCAAAAAUGUUGUCGUGUUGGGACGUUCGAAGAUUGUUGGCGCACCAGCGGCUGCACUGUUCUUGUGGCAUCAUGGAACAGUGACCAUUUGUCAUUCGAAAACGCGCAACAUCAAGGAACAGUGCUUGAAAGCGGAUAUUCUGGUGGUGGCAAUUGGAAAGAAGCAUUUCGUGAAAGGUGAUUGGAUUAAGCCAGGUGCGGUUGUCAUCGACUGUGGCAUCAAUGUGGAGGAGGCAACCGAACCGGGAAAAAAGAACAGACUUUUCGGGGAUGUCGAGUUCGAAGAAGCAAAGAAG